CCAGUUGAAUAAGACACUAAGUGUGAUAGGAAAGCAUCCAUCAGGAAAAUGUGUUUAUUGGCACGAAAUAGAGACUGUGGAGCAUGUAUUGCUACAGUGUGGGCAGUAUCAGAGGGAAAGAUAGAGGAUGAGAUUAAGUAUGAGCGAGAAGGAGAUACAGGAAAUUAGUUUAAAGAGUAUAUUGAGUAGAACGUCAUUAGAUAUAGUAUCACAUAUUUUGUUGUCUUUUUAAAGAGAAACUGGGUUGGCAGGUAGAAUUUAGUUUAUCCCUGUCUCUGGCCCACACUCCAGUACGGUAGGUGGCGGUAAUGCAGCAUAACGUUGGAUGCCAACCGCCGAUAAACCCCACCGAAGAAGAAGUCAUAUGACCACCUCAAAUCAGCUGUGAGAAGUUGCACACACAGGUUCUCAUAGUGGUUAAAGGAAACUUUGCCUUCACCAGGCAACACAAACUGCACAGAUGAGGUAGCUAUUGUAUUGGUUGUUGUAAGUAACAUACUACUAACCUCUCACCCGGAGACAUAAGAAUCAAUGUAGAAGGCGCAACCGUUCACACUGAUCAUGGUGCGGUUGAGGAGGACAUGGGCAACGAAACCACCCUCUCCUGGGAAAUAGGAGGCAAGGACUAAAGUGGCCUCCUUCACCUCCUCUGUCUUCAACCUGAUGAAUGCCAUCAUGGGCAGUGGCAUCCUGGACCUUGCCUAUGCAAUGGCCAACACCGGUAUAGUGGACUUCUGCCAUGUCGUCAUACAUGUUCAUCUUGAAAACUGAGCUUCCUGCAGCCAUUGCCAGCUUCCUGAGCCCAGAGACCUCUAGGGGGGCCUGGUAUGAAUAUUGCAGGACGUUGCUGAUUCUGGUGACGUGUGUGGUUCUUCCUCUGGCUCUGCUGACCAAGAUUGGUUUCACCAGAAGCCUCCUCUUCAUGCUCAUCUUCAUAGUUGUGGUUGUGGUCAAGAAAUGGGACAUCCCCUGCCCCCUCCCAAGCAAUGUGACCCUGAGCAUCAACCAGGGUUUACGAACUGCCCUAAUCACACACACCAAAUACUGGAAGUCACAUUGACCUGUAGGCUGUGAGCCUCACUUCAGAUGGCAGGUAGCCU
Messenger RNA from Coregonus clupeaformis (lake whitefish), 1100 nucleotides. Its product is annotated as probable sodium-coupled neutral amino acid transporter 6. The coding region runs from base 740 to 1060 and encodes 106 amino acids. NCBI's taxonomy places the organism in Eukaryota, Metazoa, Chordata, Actinopteri, Salmoniformes, Salmonidae. The transcript is spliced from 6 exons. The record is from RefSeq and is a predicted model, not a curated record.